CUUGGCCUCUCACCAACAUUGGACGCGCUCUCUUGAUCAGCAUACCUACCUACCUAUCUACCCACAUACCCAUCAACCUUUUUGUUCCUGGAAGAACAUCUUCCCUCACCUGAACGCCGUCCAUCAUCAUGACUAUGACACUGGACUCAUCACAACAACGAUUCGGCCCCCUGAACUUGGAUCCGAUGUCUUCCUACCAAGCUUCCUCCUCCGCUGCCCCCCAGUUCUCCAACCCUUGGGGUUCUUCUUCCUCGCCGCCCAACAACAGCCACGCCCUGUACGUCAAUGGCCACCAGGGCCUUCACCCGGGUCUCGGCCCUCUGGACAGGGCGCAUGCGCGCGCCAGCACCAGCAGCUCCGCGUCGUCCCUUGGUUCCUACGGCCAGAUUCCCGUCACAGCAGCUUCAGCAGAUGUUAUGAGCAUCAGCCGGAUGCACGCAACCACCGCCGCCCCCUACACAGACGCCAGCAGCAGCUACGCCUCGUCCGCGUCUCCUGUCAACGCCUCUUACACGGCAUCCCCCGCACCCUACGAGUCUAUGGGUUACGCCCCAGCACCGCCCGUGAGGUCGGCCUUUGCCCUUGCUCCUGAGCACGACCACUCCAGGAGAUUCUCACACCCAGGUAUCCACGACGAGAGGAGGAGUUUCGCAGACGCCAUCGAUGCCGGCCACGGCAUGCUGGCCAUGAGCCAGGAGACCCCGCGACCCAUCUAUGGCACCCGCACCGACAGGAGCUCGCAAGACUCCUACGGGCUUCCCCUCCACCCACUCCACUAGCUCGUCCGUCUCUUCGGCUGGCGGGGUUUGGAAGCUACUAUGGGCGCAGACUCUGUCAGCGACUACUCAACGUCCGACAUUUGAGUCGGUCACGUCGCGCACCCUACCACCGCCCCUCACCGCCUACUGAAACCAUGCUCCGCUAGCGCUCCAGUCCAUGAUGGGUCAGUUUAGUUCCAAGGUGUCUUCGAGCACGCAUAAGAAGCACAAGUGCAAGGUGUGCGACAAGCGCUUCACGCGCCCCUCAUCACUGCAAACACACAUGUACAGCCACACUGGCGAGAACGUUUGCAUGCGAGGUCGAAGGAUGCGGCCGUCACUUCUCCGUCGUCUCCAACCUUCGCCGUCACAAGAAGGUACACAAGGGCGAUGCGAGGUCCGAAGCUGGCUCCGAGGAUCACCAGUCCGACUAA
This is a messenger RNA of Verticillium dahliae VdLs.17, 1192 nucleotides long. Its product is annotated as C2H2 finger domain-containing protein FlbC. The record is from RefSeq and is a predicted model, not a curated record. NCBI's taxonomy places the organism in Eukaryota, Fungi, Ascomycota, Sordariomycetes, Glomerellales, Plectosphaerellaceae. The coding region runs from base 129 to 779 and encodes 216 amino acids. The transcript has 4 exons.